Molecule: messenger RNA, 2058 nt
Organism: Malassezia sympodialis ATCC 42132
Lineage: Eukaryota; Fungi; Basidiomycota; Malasseziomycetes; Malasseziales; Malasseziaceae
Gene: YMR1
Product: phosphatidylinositol-3-phosphatase YMR1
Biological process (GO): phosphatidylinositol dephosphorylation
Cellular component (GO): membrane; cytoplasm
Molecular function (GO): phosphatidylinositol-3-phosphate phosphatase activity
Source: RefSeq, a predicted model, not a curated record
AUGGUCCUUCGAGGUGGUACCAAUGAGGCCUUGUAUCCCCUGUCCCUCUUUCUUGAGACGUUUGAGCACAUAGCAUUGGGAUUUACCGAAGAGGCUGUGGCCCUUUCUGUGCUGGAGCAGGUGAAGCAAGCUUCUCACAAAGAACGCUUGGAUCAGUAUUAUGCGUUUCAUCAGAAGACCUCUUUACAGGCAGGGUGGAAUUUGUAUCAUGCCCCCAGCGAGUUUAAACGACAGGGUGUCGGUUCUACUACGAAAGCAUGGCGGUUCUCGUUAGUGAAUGCCAACUACGACUUGAUACCCACAUAUCCCGCCACUAUCGUGGUACCUGCCAAUAUUAGCGAUCAGACACUGAUCCAAGCUGUGAAGCAUCGCAGCAAGGGUCGCAUUCCGGUCCUUACUUAUCUCCACUGGGCCAACCAAGGCACAAUCUCACGUUCGAGCCAGCCCAUGGUCGGCAUUACCCAGAAUCGCUCCGUGCAGGAUGAGCGGCUUGUCGAGGCAAUUUUUCUAUCACACGCCUAUGAUCAGGGAUUCCGUAUGGAGUCAACGGUGUAUGGUUCGACUCAGAGUAACCUGAUUGUCGAUGCGCGGCCCACUACGAAUGCGAUGGCAAAUCAUGCCAAAGGUGCCGGAUCUGAAAACAUGGAACACUACAAAAACUGUAAAAAGGUCUAUCUUGGUAUUGACAAUAUCCAUGUGAUGCGUGAAUCGCUGCGGAAGGUACAAGCGGCGCUUCGUGCCGCGGACGAGAGACCUGCCUUUAUUGAUUCUGCCACACCCACGCCAAUUGAUGAGCUGCAGCUGCAUCGUUCGCAGUGGCUCAAGCACCUCACGGCACUGUUGGAAGGGACCAAACAAGUUGUGCAGCAUGUCCACGUCUAUUCGUCGCAUGUACUGAUCCACUGCUCGGACGGUUGGGACCGGACAGCGCAGUUGGCAUCGCUCGCAGCGCUCUGCAUGGAUCCAUACUACCGCACGAUCAAGGGCUUUGCAGUACUGAUUGAAAAAGACUGGGUCAGCUUUGGCCACCAAUUUCAAGAGCGACUGGGCCUCCUGGGCCUAGGCGCUCACAAACACGACAUGACGCCUCCUCAGCACGAACUGGUUUUUGACGCUAAUAUUCCAGAAGAUGAGCGUGUUACCGAUCCUGUGGGAGCAUCUCAUGUACUAUGGGGAUUUACGAAGUCACUCACGCAGCAUUUCCAAGCCGGGGCUGCCUCUCAGCGCUCGCCAAUCUUUUUCCAGUUUCUUGACUGUGUUGCGCAGCUCCUGCGCCAAUUCCCUGAACGAUUUGAGUUUACUGAUACCUUCUUAGCAGAGCUCCUGCGCUUGGCGUACGCCGGCACAACAGGCACGUUUCUAUUCAACACAGAGUGUGACCGCCUGGCGCCUAGGGAGGGCAUCAGACCGCCCGCACAGGUGCUUCCUAGCGCAUGGGAUAUGCUGCUAUGCUCUGACAAGUGGACUCAGCCUCGGUUCAACCCUGCGCUGGACGUGCGCGCGGGCCCAGGUGACCACGGUGUCCUCUUCCCUGAUCCAAAAGAUGUGCGCUUCACGCCGACUCUCUUCCAACGAACGGAUGCAGAGCUCAAUAAAAAACUGGAUGCUGACCGUUUGGAGCACCAACGGUUUCAAGAGCGACUCCGCUUAGUUGGUCGCGAUGCGCAGUCUAGGCCCCUGGAUGCGCCAGCGACGGACCCGCUGAUUCCAGAGGAGACAUUCCACAUGGCGGCUCGUGGUGUGCGGGCUCUAUUUCAAGACGGCUGGAGUCGAAUGCAAGAUGCCAUACGCAAAACGAGCUCUGACACGCCUGAUGGACCCGUACCUGCGAGCCCGACCGUGGACACUGCGGCGCCGACACAACCGGAGCCGAGGGAGAUUCGUGCAUCACCUUUAAAUCCUUGGGUAUACAAGCCAGACGAGGAAUUGAGAGACCUAGAAACCCUCUCCCUGACGGACACGCGUGAAGCUCCUAAUCCCAGCUCGAGCAAAGCUGCCUCAUCCCAGGAACAGGGCGACCCGCUGAUGGGCGAUCCGUUAGGUGUGUGGAGUAUGUAG